AUGUCCUUUCUCCAGGUUUUUUCCCUGAAGUACCAGGUUUCAUAUUGGGAGAGGGGAGGGAUCGCGAGGCACUUCCCUUCGAGUCCAGAGCUUGGAAAUGAUCCUGCAGCAAUGGAAGCGCAAGAAGCUGAGGCGCUCCAGGAAGAGCUGAACGAGAAGAUUGAGAGGCUGAAAGCCGAGCUGGUGGUCUUCAAGGGUCUCAUGAGUGACCCCAUGACAGACCUGGACACAAAGAUCCAAGAAAAGGCCAUGAAGGUGGACAUGGACAUCUGCCGAAGAAUCGAUAUCACAGCCAAGCUGUGUGAUGUAGCCCAGCAGCGCAACUCUGAAGAUGUUUCCAAGAUAUUCCAGGUGGCUUCGAAAAAGAAAGAGCGGAAGCUGCCUUUGGAAGAAGACCUCUCUGAGCAGGACACGGACAACGGCCGCUUCUCAGACGACGAAGUCAGCUGCUCUCUGAAUAUCACGGAUGAAAUGAAGAGGAUGUUCAACCAGCUGCGCGAAACCUUUGAUUUUGAUGACGACUGCGACAGCUUAACAUGGGAGGAGAACGAGGACACUUUGCUUCUCUGGGAAGACUUCACCAACUGCAACCCCUCGAUCGAACUCCAGGGAGAGCAGGAGGAGAACUUGGGCAACCUGAUCCAUGAAACGGAGUCUUUCUUCAAGACAAGAGACAAAGAAUAUCAGGAAACAAUAGGGCAGAUUGAGCUGGAGCUGGCCACGGCCAAGAGCGACAUGAACCGCCACCUCCACGAGUACAUGGAAAUGUGCAGCAUGAAGCGGGGCCUGGAUGUGCAGAUGGAGACCUGCCGCCGGCUCAUCAAAGGGUACUGCGCAGAGCCAAACUCUCCUUCUCCCAGCUCCUUGGCCAGCAGCGACUCAGGAAACACAGACGAGAUUCAAGACGAGUUCGACAGAGAAGCAGACGUGGAGCCGAUGGUCAGCUGAUGAAGACCCUGAGCAGCUCAGAUGGAAAGGGAGAAGGGGAAAAGGAAAACUGUCAAAAAAAGGGGUUCUGUUAAGAAAUGUUGAGACUUCAGAGACUUCUGCGCCCUGGCUUCCCAGGGUUCCUGAGGACUAGUGUGCUUCCCCACGCCAUCCGAGGACCGGUGCUGAAAUAAUUUCUAUUGUUGUACAAAUGACAAAUUGUGGAGUCCUGCAAGAGGAGAAAUGGUAUUUUAAUUGUGCCUUUGCCCCUAGCUGAGCCACUUGGCGCUCCUCUGGAAUAGAACUGUUCUUUUUGUAAUAGUCACGGUAGCAAAGGGAUGUGUUGACGGCAGACGCGGAAGGACUUUGGAGGCUGCUGCACAGCGGACCGGGAGGGGCGGUGCUGACAGAUCUACUUGCCGGCACCCAGUGGCAGUACUCCAUCGUGACCAUCAAAUGGUGCCGACCCCUGGGCACUUGGGACCGGCACAAAACUUUUCUGCCAGAGUUCAGAGUUAUUCAGAGGAGCCCUCAGCUUGGUGCAAGGCCUGCUGGGAAAGUAUGGUGGGGUGGGAAUAUCACUAUUAACGUCUAUGCAAAAAAAUAAUAAUAACAGCCCUCGCCUUAUUUCCGUGGAAUGUUUGGUCCUGGCUGGGCUUCCGUGUCUCGUGGCAGAGGGAAAGCUGAGCACCUGUUUUUGCACACCGUUCAGGUCUGUGGAGCUUGUGUCGGACGUGGCUGGUGUGUUGCUGUGGGCGCUUCCCAUGACCUUCCGUUUGCGAACAGCUCCCUUUUCGUUCUGCUUUUUUGGGGCCUCCCCUUUAAGCCAUGAGUGGUUUUUUUCUAAAAAGGUUUGCUAUUGAGGAGUGGGGGGGUGGGGGGACACCUCUGCUCUUGGGCAGCGUUCAUCAGCCGGGGGCACAAAAGCGUUCCUUGCAAGAUAAGCUCAUCCUCACCAUCCCACGGAUCAGUGCCGAGUAACUUCCUUGGUCACGUGUGAAGCACUUCUGGCUCUCCUCAGCUGCCAGAACCACAGUCACGGCUGGCUGCUUGUGUUUCCCCCUGGAGGUGUGUAUGGUGGGGUGGAAAGAUAUAUUCUGGCAAGUGUAAUUUCAAUAAAGGUGAAAGGGUAGCAGCAGCUUCAGUGGCCGGCAGGUGAGAAGCACGGCUCUAGAUACCUGCUACAGAUUCCACGCCUGUUCUUCAGACAAACGGAGAACAGGGGUUCCCUGUCUGCUGCGGGGUUUUUCAAAGGACUCCAAUGUAUUAGUGUGAUUCCCUCAAACUGGGGGGUGACUUUUCACUGGAAAAGCCAGUGCGACUCAGCCUGGAUAGUACAUUCUUCUGUUGCCUGACCUCUGCGUGAGGAGGUCUUUUGCCAAAUAGCUCUCUCUCCCCCGACGGCCUGGGGUAACCUCUUUUCCAUCUUGACCAGUUCACUAUGCCACAAAAACACUGGCUGUCGAGGCAGAAGAAGAAAUGUGUUAUGCUGGCCCCUUUUGGAGGCAUAGCUGAUGGCCCAGUAAGUAUUUUGGGGGGAGAAAUCCAGGGUUUAUUUUCCUCCAAAAUGUAUUUCCAGCAAAUUGAAGAGGCGCCCUCAGAUCAUGCUGCAAAUCAGUCCUGGUAAAGCUGGUGCAGAGUCAAGGGCCUUUCCGUUCUUCUCUUUGCUUGCCCGGCCUCAGGUGAGCUUCGGUUGGGUGGCUAAAGGGGGCCCCCAGGGCUGGGGCUGAACAUGGUCCUAGUGGGGGUAGCUCCUUCUUCCACAGCUGUGCCUCAUCUCUCCAAGUGAGGUGGGGUCCUCUGGACUCGCUCGGGUGUGAGGACCGGGGGCUGUCUGCAAAUUCAGCAGUGAGACUCAAUAGUCCUGUUCUCUGGAAGAGAUGCAGUGUCACGGGGGACUUUUUGCGUGUGUCCAAGUUUGCUUUUUGAAACGGUCAGCUUGUUUCUCAUCUCUAGUUGAGGAGCUUUAUUCUGUGUCGUCGUGACCUUUCCAGUGCUUGCUUUGUUGAGCAUUUCCUUCCCCUUUUUUGAGAGCAGAGUUUUUUGUUCCUGUGCGUAUUCUUCUGUAGUUCCUUUCUCGCCAAAGCCCUUUAAUGCCCAUAGGUGGGGGUUGUCAAGCACUAACCGCCCUGGCCUGUUGGCACACAGGACAGGCCUUUCCCGGGUCAGGGUUUUCUAAGCCAGAGUUUGAACCUUGGCCUGCUGUCGGCAUGGUUCCUCCAGGUACCAGGGCUUCCUCUGCCAAAGUCGGCAUUGUCCAGAUGAGCUUGUACAUCCAUCCGUCCAAGGGCAACGGUUGUGCUCGACAGCCCCCAAUUUUGUUUUGGACACGUCUGCCGUAGGAGAGACAUCAAGCCAUUUAAAUAGCCGUCCUCUUUCGUUGCUGCUAAGCGUCUUCAUAGCAUUUUAAGGUCGAUGUACCCGAGCAUGAUUCAGUGCUUUUGCUUUUAAUGAUUGGCAUGUUAAGAUAGAGAAUAGGGGGUGGGGGCAGGGGGGGGAGUAGAUUUCCUGAGGGUGUGUAAGUGGGUAGAUGGUUACAGAUUCCCUUCUAGCAGUUCAUGGGGUAGCUGUACGGGAGGUGUGUUUUGCAUAUGUGUAGAGGUAGGUGGGAAUUCCCUGCAUAACUAAGGUGGGAUGGAAUGAUAGUGGUAGUGAACAAGGUGGUGGUCGUCAGUGGCUUACGUGCCACAAAUAUUUAAAUUUGUCUUAACUUUUGAAUAGGAGUGUAGGUGCAGCUGGUGAAUGGCUCCAGCCCUUAUCGGUUCACUUUUUGUAUUCUCUUAUUUUUCAGCCCCCCCUGGGGCCGUCUUAAGUAGACUGUGGUUUUAUUACAUUUGCCUUUUGUAUGCGGGUCACAACCAGAUUUAACGCUUGUCAGGAAAAAAAAACAAUUGUGAAAAUGCUGGACAUCACGUUGACCUUUGUUUUUUUCCCCCUUCUUCUUCUGUAAAGCUGUAAAUACUUUAUUUUCUGUUCAUGAGGCAGUGUCAUAUUGACACUCUUUUAGAUAUGAAAUUGGAAAGUCUUGAUUCUCGUGAUUUUUAAAGGGGGCGGGGUUUGGAGCUAACAGUUUUUGUUUGCUUGUUAGCAAGAAGAUAAAAGUUCCAAAAACUACACAGCAACAGACCUGCUCUUCCUGGGCAGGCCUUUCAAACUCGCGGCCCUCCAGAUGUUAUGGACUACAGUUCCCAUCAUCC
Molecule: messenger RNA, 4124 nt
Organism: Sphaerodactylus townsendi
Lineage: Eukaryota; Metazoa; Chordata; Lepidosauria; Squamata; Sphaerodactylidae
Product: intermediate filament family orphan 2-like
Exons: 8
Coding region: 1-948 (315 amino acids)
Source: RefSeq, a predicted model, not a curated record